AUGGGUCGGUUAGAAGAUGCUCAAGAGCUCGCAAAGACAGACCUGCCAAAGGCCGAGGCCAUCUACAAAGAGAUACUCUCAACGCCUCCUGGGAUGAACGAUGCUGCGCUGAGAGACUACGAGUUAGCUCUAAUGGAGCUAGGUGGGUUGUAUAGGGAUAAAAGACGAACACCUGAGCUUGCAGAGUUGAUCAAAACGAGUCGGUCCGUGCUAUCUGCAUUUGCGAAGGCCAAGACUGCUAAAAUCGUCCGUCAACUGAUUGAUCUCUUCACCACGAUCCCCGAUACCUUGGAUAUCCAAAUUUCAGUCACCAAAUCUUGCAUCGAAUGGGCUAUUUCCGAAAGACGUUCUUUCCUUCGCCAGAAUCUUGAAACCCGUCUCAUCGGACUCUACCUCCAGAAGCACUCCUACACAGAAGCCAUAACUCUCAUCAACUCACUCCUUAAAGAGCUGAAAAGACUCGAUGACAAGAUGGUACUUGUAGAGGUCCAGCUUCUGGAAUCUCGCGCCUACCAUGCCCUUCGAAACAUCCCCAAAUCCCGCGCAUCACUUACAUCAGCCCGUACAUCCGCCAAUGCUGUCUACUGCCCUCCACUUAUGCAAGCAGGUCUCGAUAUGCAGAGUGGUAUACUCCAUGCGGAAGAUAAGGACUACAACACUGCGUUCUCGUACUUUAUUGAAGCCUUGGAUGGAUACUCAACUCAGGAUGAUUCAAAGAAGGCUAUUGCUGCGCUUAAAUAUAUGCUUCUGUCAAAGAUCAUGCUGAACCUUACCGACGAUGUUCACCAGAUCAUGACCGGAAAGCUCGCAAUCAAAUAUGCUGGUCGUGACAUCGAAGCCAUGAAAGCCGUUGCCCGAGCGCACUCGAACCGGUCAUUGGCUGAAUUUGAGCAAGCUCUUGCGGAUUUCAAGGCCGAGCUAGGAUCAGAUCCAUUCAUCCGCUCUCACUUCACGGCACUCUAUGAUACCCUACUAGAACAAAAUCUUGUUCGAGUUAUCGAACCCUUUUCUCGUGUCGAAAUCGAGCAUGUCGCAAAAUUGGUGGGGCUAGGAACUCAACAGGUUGAGGGAAAGCUAAGUCAGAUGAUCCUUGAUAAGGUAUUUUCUGGUGUGUUGGACCAGGGAAGUGGAUGUUUAAUUGUAUUUGAUGAGGUCGGUCGUGAUAAGAGUUAUGACGCGGCGUUGGAGACGAUCAAGAAGUUGUCUGAUGUGGUUGAAGUGCUUUAUACCAACCAAGCCUCCAUGCUAGAUUAA
Morchella importuna is the source of this 1254-nucleotide messenger RNA. RefSeq lists its product as uncharacterized. The transcript has 3 exons. Gene Ontology annotation, molecular function: structural molecule activity. Gene Ontology annotation, biological process: ubiquitin-dependent protein catabolic process. NCBI's taxonomy places the organism in Eukaryota, Fungi, Ascomycota, Pezizomycetes, Pezizales, Morchellaceae. The coding region runs from base 1 to 1254 and encodes 417 amino acids. The record is from RefSeq and is a predicted model, not a curated record. Gene Ontology annotation, cellular component: proteasome regulatory particle, lid subcomplex.